CAUCAAUUAUCAUGCGUGACUUGAGCUCUAAACGAGUUAGAGCACCCUUGUUGCUGUAAUUACACAAGCAAAUUAAUAUGCUCACAAUGCAUUUAUCAAAGGAGUGAUGAUAAACAUUUAUCAAAAGAUUUGAAAUUGAGAACACAGCAAAAAAACUUCUUUAUUUGUGGCGUUCACGUGAUUGUCGUUUUCCAUUGCAAGACACAAUGAAUCAAUGAUGCUGAUCAACAGUACCAGUGCUCGACGUGGAUGCAGCCCAAAGAACUGCAACUUUGCACCAGUUACAUUAUUUCUUACAGAUUUUGCCAUCCUCCUCUAAUACUCAUACAAUGCCGCAUGGCAAGAAGAUGCAUGAUUAACUAUGACACUCCUAGAAUGGAAUCAGGAGAUCUUUAUGCAUUUUUCGAUGAAAGGUUGUUGAAGAAAAAGGCGAAAGAGCUUGCCCCAUGCUUAAAUAGCUGCUGUAUAUUUCUGAUUGGAAUGAUGGGAUGUGGAAAAACAACCGUCGGCAAGGUUUUGUCGGAGGCUCUUGGUUAUGCUUUUGUAGAUAGUGACACCUGCGUAGAACAAGCUGUUGGAGAAAUCUCAGUGGCUCAAAUAUUUCAGAAGCAUGGUGAGAGUGUGUUCAGAGACAAUGAGAGUAAGGCGUUGCAAGAGUUGUCUUUAAAGUCUCAGCAAGUUGUUGCUACCGGCGACGGUGCAGUCCUUCAUCCAAUCAAUUGGGAAUACAUGAGGAAAGGCAUCACUGUCUUUUUAGAUGUACCUCUGGAUGCCCUUGCAAGGAGAAUUGCUGCUGUAGGAACUGAUUCCCGUCCUCUUUUGGACUUCGAUUCUGGGGAUCCUUACACAAAGGCUUUGAUGAGAUUGUCUACUCUUUUGGAAAAGCGAGUAGAGAAGUGUUCCAGCGCUGAUGUUACUGUUUCGCUUUCAAAGCUUGCUGAUGAUUUGGAAGAGGAUGUCUCCCAUCUCACGCCAACCAUAAUAGCAAUUGAGGUGCUUGAACAAAUCGAGAAGUAUUUAAGAGGCAAAAAGAAGACGUUCAACUGACAUUUUUCCUCUCGACCUGCCUGAAUUUUCUUCGUUUUAAUUUGUCCAGUGUUUACUACAGAGGUGUUGAUGAAAUUCUCCUGUAAGACAGUAAGAGCUAAUAUCCACAGGCAGUUACUUGCUUUGGGUUUACAGUUCGGAUAAUCGUUCCAUGGAUUAUUGGUUCAGAUGCAAUAUUUCUCUUGUUCAAAUGCAAUAUUUCUCUCUAAAAAAACUAGUUUUUUUUUUUAAUUUCUUAAAUUCAUAUCAAGUUUAAAAAACAUAUUUUAAAGAUUCUAAACCGUGUUUUCAAAAAUCGUUAUAAAUUUGUAAAAUUGAAAAACUAACAUAGUAAUUUUUUAGAUAGAAAAAUAUUGCAUUUGAACUAGAAAUUCUAGACCACGUUCAAUGAUGGAUCAAUGCUCUAUUUUUCUAAGAAAAAUGAAAAAAAGAACUUGGUGUCUAAAUAAUGUAUUUUUCCAAACUGGGAAAAAAAACAAAGAUUUUUUUUUUAUUUUCCCAUCAUUAUAACAAAAGCUAAAACGUCAGACUUUCACUGUGACCUGGGAGGCAUGACACAGUGUACUCAAGCAGUGGAAUUCACAAAUCUCGCCUCUCAUCUCUUCGUUUUCCUGAUCAUUGUUGGCUCGAUCAUCUCUGGCUCUCAAAAGCUUUAUGUACGGCUUGGCAUCAAUUUUCAAUUUUUAUCGGUUUGUUUUCUCAUAUGGCUUGGCAGUGGCGACUUCUUUCGGAAUGGCUGGGAGUUGAUGACUUCUUUAUCGGUCUGGUUCUUUCGGUUUGUUUCCGUGUUUGGUCCUCGUGGCCCUUUCCAGCUACGUUUAUUGUUUUAUUAUAUGUUUAUUUUGCUGUAUAUAUUUCAUCAAAAUUAGGGUGUAAUAUUUCUAUAAGCCUCUUAUAUAAGCUUUUUCUAUUGUUGUUGUUUCCCAUUGGGCAGGCUCUUUUGUGCUCAACUUGGGCAUUUUUUUCCCAGUAAUUUUCAUGGUUGAUUUUCCA
Populus trichocarpa (black cottonwood) is the source of this 2040-nucleotide messenger RNA. RefSeq names its product shikimate kinase 3, chloroplastic. The record is from RefSeq and is a predicted model, not a curated record. Gene Ontology annotation, molecular function: shikimate kinase activity. Bases 250 to 1047 code for a protein of 265 amino acids. The transcript is spliced from 10 exons. Gene Ontology annotation, cellular component: chloroplast. Lineage: Eukaryota; Viridiplantae; Streptophyta; Magnoliopsida; Malpighiales; Salicaceae.